AUGAAACUCAAAAAUAUUUCAUUAAGUGAUUUCAAUUCUUAAUUGACUAAAUCUUAAAUUUGUUUUGAUCAUCUCUUAUUGACUGAAUUACUUUUGGUCUACACUUUUAUUUAUUUUGGAGCGAUGAUAUAAAUGUAACUUUUGAAAAGUAUUAUCAAUAGAAUAAAAAUAAUUGAGUGCUAAAUUAAUUGCGACUAUAAAGUAAAAUGAAAAAGAAUUGUAAAAUUUGAAAGAAUAAUAUUAAUAAGCACUUUAAGAUAAUAUAAAUCUUAAAAAUUAAUAUGAAUAAGAUAAGACUGCAAUUAUAAAGAAAUGCGAAGAUGAAUGUAAUAGAAUUUCGAUAUUAUUCUAUAGAAAAUAAAGUAAAAUAGGAAUUUGAUGAAAAUUUAAGUUAAUAAAAAUCAUAAUUAUAACAAGCAUUAAUCAAACUUGAUUAAAUUGAUAAAGUUAAAUUAGAAUAAGAAAAAUAAAAUAAACUAGAAUUAGAAAAAGUAUAUUUUUAAUAUAUUUAUUAUAUUAUUUUUAGAUUCAAUCAUAUAAUAAAUCAUUAUCAUUUUCAAAUACUUAUAAGAACAGUAAUUGUUCAAUAACUGAAGCAGGAAAAGUUGUAGCAGAAGUUAGUAAUAAUGGAUGGUAUUAUUGUCUUUGUGAAUAAGCAAUUCCAAAGACUGGCAAAAUAUAGUUUGCAUUUUAAAUGAUAAGUGGAUCAUGUAUGGUUGGAAUAGGAUUUAAAGAGAUUAUGUAGACAAAUAAUUAUAGCGAUUGUUAUGAAACUGGGUAUGGUAUAUAAUUAAAUUAUAAUAGAACAUAUUUAAUAGACAACGAUAGAUAUUCUUUUUCUCAUCAUAACAAAGAUGUACAUAAUGAAUAAUUAUCCUUUUCAUUUACAACUAAUGAUAUAAUAAUAAUUGAAGUAUGUAUUGAACAUAAAUACAUUAAAUGGAAUAAAUAGAAUAAUGCAUAAUUAACAUUUGUUGUAAAUAUAAAAUCGAUUAUUAGUAGUUGGAUAUAGAUACAUCAUAACAAUUAUAUCCAUGUGUAGGUGUUGCUCAUAAUUCUAAAAUAAAAAUAUUGGAUAAUAUACCAGUUUAAUGA
This is a messenger RNA of Paramecium sonneborni, 1095 nucleotides long. Lineage: Eukaryota; Ciliophora; Oligohymenophorea; Peniculida; Parameciidae. The record is from the annotation of a GenBank genome assembly.